AGGUCAACCAGCGUAUCAUGCCCCAACGUAACCCUGGCCGACUGACACUCCUUCUCGCUCCCUCACCGGGAGCCUGCACCGCACACUUUACGUGGUGCCUCCGCGCUGACCAACGCUCACCCAAGCCCCGCUAGGGCCGGUACUACGCCCAGUAAGCGGGCUACACAUAAUGCCAACACAUUAUCCGCUGUGGCUUCGUAAGCCCGGCACCACACAGUGACAUUCACAGUCACUACACAUUGAUAGAGUGGUCACAAUUAUAUUUUAAAAAGGAAUUUUUCUUGUUGUUUUUGUUUUAUUAUUCUUGUCACAUUUGUACUACUAUUUUGUGUGUACAGUUUCCUGCAUUCGUCUAAAUGCAAGAUUAGCACAUUUCUCACAAUUCUUAUAAAUUGCAUAUAUUUAAUUUAUAUACGAACGAUUCUGAUGCGUGUGUCAUGAGAAUGAGAAUUGAUUUCAGCCAAUGAUUUUGUGCAUAGUUACAUGCAUUUUGUUUUCGUACAUGUAGGUACGUAUGUUAGUUGUUGAAGCCCCAUGUUGGCGUGGAAUGCAGAAGCAGCCCGCUAAUGUCACUGUGCACGUUCCCGCGCACUCAGCCAACUUCGACAUGAAGAGAAACGAGCUGACCCGCCAGGGCUUCCUGGACCUCACGCUCAUGGAGGCCAGGGACCAGGGUGGCGACCCUAGAGAUUUGUGGGUCACCUUGGAGGCCAUGGGAUACAACCGGGAUCUGCAUCUGGAUGAGGCGUGCCCGCUGGUGCUGGAUGUGUUCGCGGAGGAGGUGCGUCCACGGCUAAGCGCUCUGCCCGUGGAGGCGCUGGGCUGGCGCCUCGCCCGCGCCGUCUGCGAGGCCACGGCAGGCAAGGGGGAGGCGCGGGUGCUGGACGCCAGUGAGAGCGUCGUGGUGCACGUGCAUCGCAGCGAGAGCCGUAUCACCACCGUGCUGCAGAACAAGCGCGACAUCAAAGUUGUGGUGCGCGUCGACUGCUCCCAGAGCAAGAACUGCGUAAGCAGUCGCGGCAUGGACGUGUUCGCCGUUGAAGUCCCUCCCCACACUACAGUGAUCGGCCACCAUGUGAUGCCCAUGAACGAGCGACUCGACUGGGUAUACAACUGCACGGAGACUCUGCUGACCUGAAGCACAGAGAGCUCAUCGUCUCUCCUCUGAUUCUUCCUGGGAUUCUUCCCACUCAUGUGGGAGUCUGUCUUCCUGAUCCUUUUUCUCGAUCCCUUCCUAUUCCUGCACCAUCUCCAAAUCCAAUCUGCAGUCGGUUUACCACUUUGAAAACUAACACUAAACUCAACUAUUUUUAACCAGGUAAGGCCCACUGAGAUAUAUAGCUCUUUUUCAGAAGUGACCUGCCCACAAAUGAUAGCUGAACAAAGUGGCUUGUCAUGUGGAUAUUUAUAGUAGCCAUAUACUCUUAAACACAUGUUUCUAAAUGUGGAGGGAAAAACUGGAGGACCUGGUGAAAAAUCCACUUAACCAUGGUGAGAAAAUGUAUGCUCCAAAUAUACAGGCAUCGGGAUCGAACCCACAACCUGUAUACCAGGCGAGGUAGUUAACAUCUCGCCACCGUGAGAUGCUCGAGGGAGCCACCUCUCUCUAGCCCUGCCUCUCGGUAUGUGCGCUGGUGUUUCCACGUUCAUUGAAUUUCUCCCUAUGCGGGUUUCCUUUCAUCUCGUGGCAUGUCCUAGCCAUCCGAGUUGCCUUUCAGCUUGUCCGCCUGAGAUGGACACACUCUUGCCUUCUUCCUCGUACCUUAAUUUCUGACCCGAUCCCGUCUUUUCAUCACCGAUUCCAUCUCGUCGUCAUUAUUUGUCAUCUGAAGCGAGUCUACUGCUCUACAGCCUCUAAAGUGGCAUCUUUCAUUCAUACUCAUUCAGUGUUGUGUGUGGCCGCUUGUGAUUUAACCAUUGAUUUUGGUUUGUGUUUGAAUGGGAUUGGUGGCACUGGGGGUAGUGUUUUUGUUAUGUUUUAAUAAUUUGAAUGCCUAGUGGUGGUGGUGUCUUUUACAGUGAGGGAAAAAACUAUUUGAUCUCCUGCUGAUUUUGUACGUUUGCCCACUGACAAAGAAAUUAUCAGUCUAUACUUUUAAUGGUAGGUUUAUUUGAACAA
Messenger RNA from Petromyzon marinus (sea lamprey), 2119 nucleotides. The record is from RefSeq and is a predicted model, not a curated record. Lineage: Eukaryota; Metazoa; Chordata; Hyperoartia; Petromyzontiformes; Petromyzontidae.